Molecule: messenger RNA, 2538 nt
Organism: Mya arenaria
Lineage: Eukaryota; Metazoa; Mollusca; Bivalvia; Myida; Myidae
Exons: 3
Coding region: 1-2538 (845 amino acids)
Biological process (GO): DNA replication
Molecular function (GO): DNA binding; DNA-directed DNA polymerase activity; nucleotide binding
Source: RefSeq, a predicted model, not a curated record
AUGAAAAAACAUGAAGACGAAAAUAAUCACCAUUGUCCGGAGUGUCUUCGUGUAUUCACAAGAAGAGAUGCUCUUGAUGAGCAUUUCAUGCAACACGAAAGCCAGAGUGGUGGAGGUAGAAAAAGGACUCGUGAUGACGGAGCAGAUACUAAUGCCAGUCAUAAGAAACAAAAAUUAACAGCAAAGGACGAUGCGAAGGAAUACUAUCGGAUGGAUAAGAUCAGUGAAAAAAGAAUAGAAAAGUUCAACUCGACCGUAUCGUAUUACAAAAUAUCAAUCAAAGAUAUGGAGAUCAGUGAACUUCCAAAUAUUAUCAAAACUGUAAAACAAAUUUUCCAGUCGAUUAAUGACAGUAUCGCAGGCAAAGAGUGGACAAUGGAUAAUCCGCAAUUGGACUUUUCUAUCGUUCUUUCAUUUAUGAGAAGGUCUGAACUUACAGUCGACAGACUUAUGUCAGAAAUAGAGAGGGUGCUUCAGGAACAAUUUGUGCUUAAUGAAACAUUUGGGCUGGAACUCGUUCAUGUACAUUUACCUACUGGAAGUGGAACUCAUGGCAGGCCUUAUGUGGACAUAUCAAAGAUGUUAAAAAAUAAAGGAAAUAACACAAAAGAAGUUCCUGGCAUAGAUCCGUUUGAAAAAUGUUUGACCAUUGCAUCGGCAUGUAAUUUGGUGUUCAGACGAAUUUUUCUGGAGCACGAAAAUAUUGGCAUUAUUCCAACACACGGUUACAGGCCUGAAGAGAAACAGUCUGUUUUAGCAUACAAAUGGCUGGCUUACCUUGCAUACCAAAAAGAUGUGUACAUACAGCAUGGUCGAAAUGUCGGUGAAAAACAAAUAGGCCCUUACAAAGGUAACGGACACUACAAAACUGAAGAAGGAGAGAAAGUUGCUUUAGAAAUGAAUGGUUGCUUUUGGCACGGUUGCAACCGUUGCUUUAAAAGUAACACCAUCAAUCCCGUGAAUGAUAUGACAAUGGGCUAUCUGUAUGCUAGAACAUUGGACAGACAACAGAAUAUAGAGUCCCUGGGAUAUACGUACGUGUCGAAGUGGGAAUGCGAUUUUAAAAAGGAAAUACAGGAUACCCCUGGUUUUCAAGAAUUUAUAAGAUCUGUGAAUAUAGUGACCCCACUGGAGCCGCGAGAUGCGUUUUACGGUGGAAGAACAGAAGGAUUCAAAUUGUACGAAGAAGCGUCAAAUGACCAAGAAAUAAACUAUUAUGAUGUAACAUCGUUGUAUCCGUAUUUUAACAAAACUGGUAAAAUACCUCUAGGACAUCCCGAAAUUAUCAUAGAAAAUUUCAAAGACAUUACCAAAUACAAGAGUCUGGUCAAGUGUAAAAUUGUACCUCCACGUGGACUCUAUCUACCUGUUUUACCCGUGAAGUUGAAUGGAAAAAUGCUUUUCAGCCUAUGCAGAUCAUGCGCAGACCAAUACCAGCAGUCGCCAUGUCAGCACACUGAUAAUGAAAAAGCCUUUCUUGGUACUUGGAAUACAGAUGAAGUCAAACUGGCCCUGUCUCAGGGCUACAAAAUAAUGGAAAUCUAUGAAGUUUGGCAUUUUCCUAAGAUAUCACAGUAUGACCAAAACUCCAAAUGUGGCGGUAUAUUCACCGAAUAUGUGAAUACCUUCCUAAAAGUCAAACAGGAGGCCAGUGGGUGGCCUGAAUGGUGCAAGACAGAAGAUGACAAGCAGUCAUAUAUGCAAAAUAUUUAUGACAAAGAAGGUAUACUCUUAGACUAUGACAGGAUAUGCAAAAAUCCAGGUCUUCGAUCCUUGGCAAAACUGAUGCUGAACUCCUUCUGGGGCAAGUUUGGCCAACGUACAAACCUAGAACAGACGUCUUAUGUAACAGAUACAAACGAGUUUUCUGACUUUAUGACCAGUGAUCAACAAGAAAUAAAGAACAUCCGUUUUGUCAAUGAAGAAACUGUGCAGUUAGCCUGGCCAUACAAUGGCGAUUUUAUUGAGGCUUCUUCCCGGACAAACGUUGUCAUAGCUGCAUAUACAACAGCACAGGCGCGUAUUAAACUUUAUAGCUAUCUACAACAUCUUGGAAGGUGUGCACUUUAUUGUGACACAGACUCGAUAAUAUUUUCAUCCAGACCAGGGCAGUGGAAACCACCUCUUGGAGAUUAUCUCUGGGAUAUGACGGACGAGGUUUCAGGAAACAAAAUUACGAAUUUUGUUACGGGUGGACCGAAAAAAUAUGCGUACAAAACACAACGUUGUGAUAAAAAUGGUUAUAAAUCAGUCUGCAAAGUGAAAGGAAUCACGCUUAAUUUUAAAAACUCCCUCAAGAUUAAUUAUGCUAUGGUGGUUGACAUGCUGAGGGGGUCAUCCAUUGGUUUAGGGAAUGGAUUAAAUUGCAGACCACCCACAAAUCAAUCUUUGUAUCGGCUUUCAGAAUACACAGACCCCACUGACAUCAUUUACUCAUAUCGACAAAAAAUCGUACAAAAAUUCCAAAUUCAAGAAAAUGCAAACGAGGUUGACGGAAAAAUAGCGCCGAUGCGGGAUGCUGUGCAAGCGUUGGAUUAA